This is a messenger RNA of Protopterus annectens (West African lungfish), 1551 nucleotides long. RefSeq names its product KRR1 small subunit processome component homolog (gene KRR1). Lineage: Eukaryota; Metazoa; Chordata; Ceratodontiformes; Protopteridae. The transcript has 10 exons. The record is from RefSeq and is a predicted model, not a curated record. Bases 16 to 1194 code for a protein of 392 amino acids. Gene Ontology annotation, molecular function: RNA binding. Gene Ontology annotation, cellular component: nucleolus; small-subunit processome.
UGUCACGUGGAAUACAUGUGUGUGUUGACCUUAUGCAACAUGGCGUCUUCCAGUGUAGGAGGUAGUGUUGGUGCCUCACAAGCAUCUAAGUCAUCUAUGAAGAAAAUUAAAGACAGAGAAGAGAAAGCUGAACAACCAGAACUGCUUACUGUGCCAGAUGGAUGGAAGGAACCGCAGUUUACCAAAGAAGACAAUCCAUGGGGGCUGCUGGAAGAAAGCAGCUUUGCUACUCUGUUCCCAAAGUAUAGAGAAGCAUACUUGAAGGAGUGUUGGCCCCUUGUGCAAAAUGCAUUGAAUGAACAGCACAUUAAGGCUACUUUAGACUUAAUAGAGGGCAGUAUGACUGUAUGUACUACAAGGAAGACGUUUGAUCCUUACGUUAUCAUUAGAGCCAGAGACAUGAUUAAGCUUUUGGCAAGAAGUGUUCCUUUUGAGCAAGCUGUCCGAAUUCUUGUAGAUGACAUGGCAUGUGACAUAAUUAAAAUAGGCUCUCUAGUCAGAAACCGAGAGAGAUUUGUGAAAAGAAGACAGAGACUUGUAGGACCAAAGGGAUCAACACUGAAGGCCUUGGAACUUCUCACAGAAUGUUACAUCAUGGUGCAGGGGAAUACUGUGGCAGCUAUUGGACCAUUCCGUGGCUUAAAAGAGGUCAGAAAAGUGGUAGUUGAAACUAUGAAGAACAUUCAUCCUAUUUACAACAUUAAGACACUUAUGAUCAAGCGUGAGCUUGCAAAAGAUCCAGAAUUGCGAUCUCAGAACUGGGAAAGAUUUUUGCCCAAGUUCAGGCAUAAAAACUUGAGUAAACGCAAAGAACCUAAAAAGAAGACUAUUAAAAAGGAAUACACACCAUUCCCACCUCCACAGCCAGAAAGCAAGGUUGAUAAGGAGCUGGCAACAGGAGAGUUCUUCCUUAGAGAAAGUCAAAAGAAACGGAAGAAAUUAGCUGAGAUAAGGGCAAAACAAGCGGAAGCGCUUAGUAAACGACAGGAGGAAAGGAAGAAAGCCUUCAUUCCACCUAAAGAAAAGACGGUGAUAAAGCCCCAGAAAGCAACCGCAGAAAACAAACUGGACAUUGAUCUCAUUAAGGAGAAGGUGAAAAGGGCAAAGAAAAAGAAGCUAGGUGCCCCACCAGAGGAAGAGACCAAGCUUAAAAUUGCUACAUCAGAAAAGAAAAAAAAGAAAAAGAAAUUAUGAUCUUAGAGGGUUUUUUGUACUUUUCACUGAGUGAGGCAUAUUUAAUUUAUUAAGUAUGCAGUUUUACAGGUCUGUUUUAGACUGGGAGGUCUGCAUUCUGGAACAUGCAUUUUAAAUUGGUUUGUUGUUCCUGUCUGAAAUGUGGUGUAUUAGUGAAAAGACUUAUUCCUAUAAAUAUUUUGCUUUCUGUGAAAGAAUAAAAACAGUAUGACUCUAGAGUUCUGCAUUACUGUUUGUAAAUCUGUACUGUGGUUUUGAGUGAACCAUUAUAUUAAAAAAAACUGGCUUGAUAUCCAGACAUACAUUUUAUAUGUGCAUAUCAUUAUUUUAUUGCUCAAUAAACAUGUUUUUCAGUUA